CCCUGAAGGGAGGCCGAGGCAAGCUCCUUGAAAGCCAGAGCCGCCUCACUAGGGUCGCAUGAAAGCAGCACCUUUGGCUGGACUCUUCUGCUUCGCCCAGGUCCCGGCUGUCUUUGGCCCAGGCUGGUGCUUGCCUCCUCUCUGCCUUUCUUUGACGCGAAAGCUCCCUUUCUACCCACUGUUUUGUCUCUUGCUGGGGCGAAGGUGAGACAAAGGAAGGCCGAGAGGGAGAUCCUGGGGGCUUCACUUCGCUUGGAGUGAAGACUGAAUUGAUUCCAAAGCUCUGAGUUUUAACUGUUUCUUCUGUGGCGUUUGUGUGGGUUGUGCCACACACACUCCAGAACAACAACGGCUUUUGCUUGCAUUUUCCAGUGUUUCUUUUGCCAGCGAGUUCAGCAAAGUUGUAAUACUUCAAGUGCCAGCCCCGACCAGAGUGAGGAGCCAGCGACAGAGAUGGUAAAGAUGACAAAAUCCAAAACGUUUCAGGCCUAUUUGCCAAAUUGUCACCGGACAUACAGCUGUAUCCACUGCAGAGCCCAUCUAGCUAAUCACGAUGAGCUGAUUUCCAAGUCCUUUCAGGGAAGCCAGGGACGAGCCUACCUCUUUAAUUCAGUGGUGAAUGUGGGCUGUGGUCCUGCAGAAGAGAGAGUCCUUUUGACGGGAUUGCAUGCAGUCGCCGAUAUUUACUGCGAAAACUGCAAAACCACCCUUGGAUGGAAAUACGAGCAUGCCUUUGAGAGCAGUCAGAAAUACAAAGAAGGGAAAUUCAUCAUCGAACUUGCCCACAUGAUCAAAGACAAUGGCUGGGAGUAAAUGGGAACCCGGCUCUCUCUCGAUGGACCAUGCGUUUAUCCAAGACCAGGGAGGCGAGGAGGGCGGUUGGGGCAGUUGGGAGUUAUCCGUGCAUUUUUUUGAAACCUCCACACUCUGUCGUGUGUCAUGUUGUGGCCACAACCCCAUCAUCCUCAGGCCACAUUUUGCCUUUCUCUCUUUGUGUACGUUCCCUUCUUUUUUGUAUCUGUGUUCCUGUGUGAACAGUUGUUUUGGAUGGAACUUUUUUCUAAGUGGAUCCUUCUUUAACUGGCAAGUUACGUUUCCUAGUAAGUAUUUUCUCUUUGGACAAUUGGCCUUUUGGUGUGUUCCCUUCUGCUCUGCAUGCUUUCUUGCCUAUCGCCUGAAUUGUGUAGGAGUCCUGCGGAGAGAAUGUAUGGGGAUGAGACAUCUCUCAUAGAUAGCAAUUUCUGGGGUCGAUUUGCAACAAAACGUAUUCAGUCCAUCUGAGAAAGUAUUGUGUGUUACAAUCCGCACAGACCUUUUGACUUGAUUGCUUAAAUAGUCAGCUUUAUUGACUGAAGUUGGAAACGAGAGAGAAAUAAAGAUAGGGAAGGGGGAAACAUUCAUUUGAUAACUAAUACUGUAGAAUAGAUUGACCUCAAUUGUUACAUUCCUAGGAGCGUUUUUAAGCUCGCUCUCUUUUGAAGGAAGAAUGUCUCAAGAGACACACAAAGAUGCAGCUCGUGUUUUUAAUGUGUCCACGUGAGACGUGUUGGGUGCUGUAUCAUUAAGCAGGAGGUGUCCCUCCUUGGCGUUUGAUGGCUGGUUCCAUGUCGUUGUAUAGUUUUAACACACUGGACAAAGAGAGGGAAGGGGUUGCUGCUGCUGCAGCUUUUAACCCCACAAUGCGUUAUUUUUUCGGUGUCGUAAGUGGCCGGAGUCUUUCCCUGUUGCUUGCUGAGAGUCGGCAAGCAGGUUAGGAAGUGGCAAACUGACUUAAUUUUGUCAUUACAGAAUGAGAGAGAGAGAAAAAGUAGCGAGGUAGUUUUUUAAAAGGGGCAUUUGAUUUGCUGGCUGAAUCAUCCCUGAGCACAUUUUUGUACUUUUCAGCGGCCGAAAACAUUGGCAUGUCACUGGUUUUCCCCGGCCGCCGCUUGUGACGUGGGGCGACUCCAGCAGAUGCUUCCACCCUGUUGCGUUAAGUGCGCAGAGUUCCUGCGAGGGAACUUUUCUGCCACGCGCUUUUGAGAAGUUUAAAUACUUUUUACGUCCUGGUUUGUCUUUUUUUUUUUUUUUUUUUGCAUUGAUCCUUGUUCUGAAAUGAGGACAUGAGGAGCAAUGUGAGAGAUUUUUCACCGACACUACAUAACUGCGGAGAGCAUGACAUUUGAUAGGAAAGCCUUACAGUGGAACUUGUGUAGCUUUGCGAUGUCUCUCCUGAAUAGCUGCUGCUAACAUAUUUUAAUAGGCUUUUGACUCUAUACUGCACUUUACCUAUACAUUUCAUAUCCUCUGAAGAUGAUGUCCUCUCUGCCCCUGUUUUGGUUGAGGAGUCCUUUCCUGAAGCGACCCAUUUGGGAAGUCAUAUGGUUACACUGUGAUGCAAAACGAAGACAAUAUUGAAAUAUAUCUAUUUAAAAUGUGUGUUGAUAUAGUUACCUCUUAGGCAUUCAAAUCCAAAGAGCUGUCUUCAUGACAGCUAGAUUCAGACCCUGUUCCAUCGAAUGACCUUUAUUCCGGUGCUUUAUUUAAUGCAAAUGAGUUUUUUUUGGGCGUCAUAAAUGUUCAGCCCAGUAUCCGAUAGAAAGUGCAGUGAACCAGAUGCCACCUUGAUUUAUAUCGGAUUAUUUCAGCGCCCUCCGCAGCUCUGCGAGCCAGAAACAGGUUUCUCGGAGAGCCGCAAGUUGCUGCCUUGGGCGCAGACUUGUCCCUCUAGUAACUUACUCCCGUAGUAACCGCAGCCAGUGCAUUUCCUUCCAUUCCCCAUGGACUUGGAGCAAGUAGCGCAGAGAGUGGCCCCGGCUGGCCUCUUGUGUCCUGCUGGUUUGUGACACAGAAAGCUCUGUCUUGCCCACCCUGACUAGUAACUUUAGUUGAACUUAACUGUGUAGUCCCUUUAAAAUCCUUUCAUCUGGAGCUCUGGUUUCCUUCUCUUCCCUCUAUUGCUCUGUGACUGUAGUAAGGAAGAGUUUGAACUACAUUUCCCCGUGGCAGUGUAUCCGCUGGCCACAGGGUGUACACUACAACUCUUAAGCAGCCACUGUUCUUGGCUUUGAACGCUGUGACUGGCUAGGAAAGUGUUCAUAGAGAGAAACAUUGUGGGUUUUUUCCAAUAGUAGGCUCAUUUGGUGCAUUUUUAUCUCGUCUAUGGCAAAUUUUUCAGAGAUAAGACUCUGAAAGAAAAAACAGUGAAGGAUGGGAACUUCAGAGAGGGUUUCAACCACUUGGUCGGUGCAUUAUUGCAUUAUUUGUAUUCAAGGCUGACUUGUGGCAGGUCAAAUUGCUUGUUAUGUGAGAAUGUGCAUGCCACUUUCUGACACUAAUCUCCCCCUGUGAUUCAGUAGCAGAGAGCAGGGGUUUUCUGGUCCUUUGCCCUGCUACAAAUCCCCCUCCCUGCAGGACUUCAAAUGCCUGUUUGCUUUGGAGGAAGGGGAAAACUAUACAAGUUGGGGAGAAAGGUUGAGCCCCCCCUCGACUCAUUUCCUAGCAGUCUCUGGAACGGUUUACAUGCAAUGUGUUGAUGGUGCUCUGGGUUCAUGGACACAGAAGCCCUCAUUGAAACAUUUCUUUUCCUCUGGAUGCCAAAAAUUGAGAUAACAAGGAAGCUUGCCCCUAGAGUCCCAAAUGGCUGGGAGGGAAACCAAGUGUAAGUUACUGGUGGCGAUACAGCCUUGGGGAACAACCCUGGCAAUAGUUGCAUGGAUUCUGAAAGGAGGGGGGGGGGUCGUAGUCUAGGCUGGGAAGCCUGUCCAAUAGCACCCCCUUGUUCUCUCCGUUGGAGAACCGGGUGCACCUCUUAGGCCAUUUGGGAGACCCUCGGCUCCAGAUCCCGCUGGAAAAUGGUUGAUCUCUCAGUCUGGUUACUGAACUUGCCAGCAUUUUCAAAAACGCAGAAUACUUGAACAUUUUACAAAACGCUUUCCCUCUACAACCCUAUUUUGUAAUGUAUUCUAUUUAAGGGUGUCGUGCGCGUGUUCUUUCUGGGCGAGUUUGCGCUUCCCCUCCCGACUUGAGCACUUUUGUUACCUGUGUUGUUUUUAUUACUGUUGGUCUUAACAUUUAUUUUAUAUAUAUAUAUUUUUUAUAAAUUGUAACGGCGACUUUUGUGAACACCUGUGCAUCCUCUACUAGGGUCUUUCCCCCGCUUUUGUUUUAUUUGUUUGGAUAGAUGAACUGACUACAAGCUGGCUCUUGGGCAGAAUGUUCAUUGGCACAGACAAGGAUGUGCUGGCAAAGUGUAUUGAAGUGUGUGUGUGUAUUUGUUUUGACCUCAAUAGCCAUGGUUAUCGUAAAAUAACCAGACAAUAUGACAUAACGGACGGCAGUUCAAAUCUUUUUCGAAGGUGAGUGUCCCCCACGGACGGCUGUGGAGGAAGGGAUGCACAGUUCCCUCAAAGGAAGGAAAAUCCCAUUAGCCAAGAUGUUACUUCUGCUGUGGUUGUGUUAGUGAGCUGUGUGCUAAUGUUCAAUGUGAAGAGGGUUUUGUGCAUUUUGAACCAGAGCUUGGAGCGGCGACUUCUUGGACUACAACUCCCAGAAUGGGGCGUUGUGGCCGAACCAGUCCCCUUUCCUCGCUCUCCUUUGAACUAGCUCAUCCAUUGCUUCAUUUUCUCGCUGCUUUGGUGUAAGCAUUACAGUUGUGCGCACCGAUUUUGAUGUAGCAGCUCCGUCUAGGAGACUUAAUAGCUGUGGAUGCCUUUGAACCGCUGGAAGAAACGCCACACUUGCAGUGUAUUCCGUUGUAACAUUUGCAGCUUGUCCCCCCAGAUAAAGCUUGCCUUUGCGUGUUGCCGAUCUUGUUGUCCGCAUGGGUUUGGACGUGAAGCCAUUCUGUAACAAUGCAGAAGGCCGUCGUCCCAACCCACAAGGAAAGGGGACUCGGAGAGAGCAUUGCCUUUAGUCUUGCCCAGAGUUUGUGCUCUAUUUGAUUGUUUUGAUGUGGCAAGUUGAAGCCAACCAAUGCCUCUCCCCAUUGCUGUAUUUUGUGUGUCAUGGGCCUCUGUGACAAAUACUCCAAACUCACUUGGAUGCCAGCUCAAACCAGACUUUGGUAGUACCAGAAAAGGAAGAGCUCAUGUUGACUCUGAAUAAGAGUGUCACCAGCAUUAUUGACUACGAAACGUGAGGUUUUCAAUAUAUGACUUUAUUUUUUGACUGAGAUAAUAAGCUUCAAUGAUAAAACGUGUUUUAUACUGACAUUCCCAGAUUGUCACAUUUUGAUAUCCAUAUCUCUAUGUGGAUAUGCAUUACAUGUGUGUAUAUGAGACCAAUGGGGCGAGAAUGAAAUGGAAUGAAACCGCAUUCCAGGGUCAUUCUUUGGUAGCGCCACAUACACUGUUAGCCGAAAAACAACCCAUCCUAGACAAUGUACUAAACAGACUGGGAUUUCUGAGAAGCCCUCGGUGGCGAUUGAAUUGUGCCUCAAUGCUGAAACACUUUAAACCCUGCUUUCUUUUGCAGCUGACGUGGCUUCUUUCUGGUUUUUUGUCUUAGCAAUACUGUACACAAUUUGUUGUUUCACUUUAUUGUAUCUAUUUGAGGUAUCACAAUAAAAGCCUUCAGUUGUUUUGUUGA
Anolis carolinensis (green anole) is the source of this 5568-nucleotide messenger RNA. It is a transcript of the gene ypel1, whose product is annotated as yippee like 1. NCBI's taxonomy places the organism in Eukaryota, Metazoa, Chordata, Lepidosauria, Squamata, Anolidae. The transcript has 5 exons. The coding region runs from base 454 to 813 and encodes 119 amino acids. The record is from RefSeq and is a predicted model, not a curated record.